AAAGAGAAGUCACCAGAGGAAGAGCAUUCAGCCUGUCCAGGCGAAAGAUACCAAUAAAGAGAAUAAGAAGCAAUAAAAAUGUUGGGAGUGUUGGUUGCCUUCCUGGUGUGUCUGCUGAUUCUACGCUUCCCGAAACAACUCUGGUCAAACAGGCCAUACCCUCCUGGGCCUCUUUGGCUACCCAUUAUUGGAAGUAUGUGGCGAGUAGGGAUCAAGUUUCGUAAAGAUACAGUUUUUAAGCUUGCAAAACAAUAUGGAAAUGUUUUCAUGCUAUGGCUGGGACUUAUGCCAAUGGUUGUACUGUCUGGAUAUGAAGCAGUGAAAGAAGGGCUGAUAAACCAUUCAGAAGACUUUGCUGAUCGAAUAGCAACCCCUUUCCUGAAAAUCAUGGGAAAGGAAAUGGGUAUUAUAUUCUCAAAUGGCCACGCCUGGAAGCAACAGAGGAAGUUUGCACUGGUUACCCUGCGGAAGAUGGGACUAGGGAAGAAAGGCAUGGAGCACCAAAUAGAAGAGGAGGCCCAUCAGCUUCUUCAGACUUUUGCGAAUGCAAAGGGGCAUCCAUUUGACCCAUCAAUCUCCAUCAGAAAUUCAGUCACCAAUGUGAUCUGUGCUGUGGCUUUUGGAUACCGGUUUUCGGUGGAAGAUAAACAAUUCCUCGAGUGGGUGGAAGGCGGUGACUACAUAUUUUCGUUUUUGGGUAGCUUCUGGCAAGGUUUUUUUGAAGUUUUCCCAUGGCUCAUGAAACGUGUUCCAGGGCCUCCAAAGAAGGCCUUAUCAUAUGCAGAGGCUAUGUUUUCAUUUGCAAGAAAGGAGAUAGAAAAGCAUAAGGGACGUGAUGCUGUCUAUGAGCCACAGGAUUUCAUUGAUUUCUAUCUAUUACAGAUGCAGCAAAGCAAGAAUGACCCCAACUCUACUUACAAUGAAGACAAUCUGACUCAGAUUAUUUUUGAGUUCUUCAUGGCAGGAUCGGAAACUGCAACCCUGACUUUGCGGUGGGCAUUGCUGCUCAUGGCCAAUCACCCAGACAUCCAAGAGAAAGUCCACAAAGAGAUUGAAGAUGUUUUGGGUUCCCCUCAAUCAUUCACCUACCAAGAUCGGAAGAAACUCAACUAUACCAAUGCUGUAAUUCAUGAGAUCCAGCGUUCACAAUAUGUCAUCUUUUUGGGGGGGCCCAGACAAUGUACAAAAGAUGUAAACAUGCUUGGCUUUCUCAUUCCAAAGGGCACAAUCAUUGUUUCAGAUCUACGCUCAGUUCUUCUGGAUCCUAAACAAUGGGAGACACCUGAGGCAUUCAACCCAAAUCAUUUUUUGGACGAGGACGGAAGUUUUGUGGCAAAAGAAGCCUUUCUUCCAUUUGGUGCAGGAGCCCGUGUUUGUUUGGGAGAGCAGCUGGCGAGGAUCGAGCUCUUCAUCUUCUUCACCAGCUUGAUGAGGGCUUUCACGUUCCAGCUUCCAGAAGGAGUGAAAGAGCUCGACACAGAUCCUUUGAUUGGGCUAUCAGUAGUUCCCCGCCCUUAUAAGAUCUGUGCUGUUCCCCGCAGCAGUUCAUGAACUGUACAGAUUGGGGUGGAUCAUUUGCUAGUGUUAAUUUCUCCUUCAUUCAUUUUGUCUAAGGCUGCUCAA
Messenger RNA from Sphaerodactylus townsendi, 1623 nucleotides. Its product is annotated as cytochrome P450 2J5-like. Gene Ontology annotation, cellular component: cytoplasm; intracellular membrane-bounded organelle. The record is from RefSeq and is a predicted model, not a curated record. Lineage: Eukaryota; Metazoa; Chordata; Lepidosauria; Squamata; Sphaerodactylidae. Gene Ontology annotation, biological process: xenobiotic metabolic process; arachidonate metabolic process. Bases 79 to 1551 code for a protein of 490 amino acids. The transcript is spliced from 9 exons. Gene Ontology annotation, molecular function: heme binding; oxidoreductase activity, acting on paired donors, with incorporation or reduction of molecular oxygen, reduced flavin or flavoprotein as one donor, and incorporation of one atom of oxygen; iron ion binding.